Messenger RNA from Trichosporon asahii var. asahii CBS 2479, 10656 nucleotides. RefSeq lists its product as uncharacterized. Bases 1 to 10656 code for a protein of 3551 amino acids. The transcript is spliced from 8 exons. Gene Ontology annotation, biological process: proteasome-mediated ubiquitin-dependent protein catabolic process; protein polyubiquitination; positive regulation of protein catabolic process. Lineage: Eukaryota; Fungi; Basidiomycota; Tremellomycetes; Trichosporonales; Trichosporonaceae. The record is from RefSeq and is a predicted model, not a curated record. Gene Ontology annotation, molecular function: ubiquitin-protein transferase activity; protein binding.
AUGAGGCCGCGCAAGUCGACGCGCAGGGUGGUCCCACCGCCACCCGACGUCGACGCGCUCAUUAAGCGUCUCACAGACGCCUCCGAGCCCGAUGUUGUUGCCGUCCUGAAACAGCUCCAAAUCUGGCGCUACCCGCGCGCCGACAUGAACUCGUUCCUGCCCGUGACCAAGAAGUUUGGACAGAUCCUCGCCAAUGUGCGCGAAAAGUAUGGCUUUGGCGCCGCCGCGACGGGCGACUGCAAGCUCCAAAUCGAGUCCUUCUCCGCCGAGGACCGCACGCUCGUGCUCGAGAUCCUCCGCUUCUUCCGUCUCCUCAUGGAGAACAGCACGAACCGCAAGCAGUUUGAUGGCUACGAGUUUGUGAACGACUUAUUGUUGACGAACGACCCGGACGUGCUUCAGGCGGCGCUCUUUGUUCUUCAGCGCUCGCUGCAACAAUACGGCACCCAGCUCCCUGUCACCCCAGAGCUCGCGCAGAGCAUUCGCGCCCGCCUUCUCGCUCUCAGCAAGGGCUGGGACCGCUUCUCGCUCGCCGACCUCGACCUCGAGAAGCUCGCGUCCGAGACUGGCAAGCUCGAGAUCCCAGACGAUGUCGCGCAGCUCAAGCUCCAGUUCUACCCGCCCGCCGGCGUUGCCGGCGCCGUCGCGAGCCCCGCCAAGGCUACGACUGGUCUCGCUUCUACGGCGCAGGACACCCCGACGCGGCCGUCUAACAGGCCUCCGCCGUCGAUGGCUGUCACCCCGCACCUGAACGCCGCCGCCAAGAACGCCACGACCCCCGAUAACGGCAUGGUCACCGUCGAUCUCGGCAACAUUCUCACCACGAUGUCGCCGGACACUUACCUUCAGCAGGUCGCCAAGCUUCCGACCGACUACAAGAUGGACGUGAACGAGCAGCUGAAUGCCUUGAACAAGAUCCGCGUCAUUCUCUUCUCCGGCGACCGCGACUCGCGCCGCAAGCUCCUCUCGAGCAGGCUCCUCGCUCUGGCGUGUUACAAUGUCGUGCAGUCCACGAUCUGGCUGUUCGAGCCCGAGCUCGUGAAUCACAUGGCUGAGCUUCUCGUGCCUGGGCGCGAUGUCGGGGAGUCGGUCGUGGCUUCUGCUGUGCUCGCCCUCGAGGCCGCGGCGCACCACCGCACGGAGGUGCUGACGUCCAUCAAUGCGCACGUCAGCCACGGUGUGCUGAUGGGAGUCCUGCGUUCGAUUUCGCAGAAGCUCACGACGGACGCGGAGAUCAGCUACGAUGUUGUCGACGCCGUCCUUGCGUUCCUGUCGUUCAUCAACUCGCAGCCCCAGUACGGCAACCUCCUCGUUGGCGCUGGUCUGCUCCCCAUUCUCCUGCAGAUGCUCGACACGAAGGGCCCGCGGAGAAAUCAAAUCAUUCCCCGUACGGCGGGUCUCAUCGACUCGGCAGUCUUCUCGCACCAGCAGGCACUGCAGGCGCUCACCUCCGCCGACGGCGUCAAUGUUAUCGUCGGACGUAUCAAGGCCGAGGUCCAGAACGUCCUCGAGCAUCCCGCCGGACAGGGUACCCAAAUGUUCAGUCGCGACUCGGAGAUCGCCUGGGACACGAACCCGUUGAAGGCGCUCCUCCGCUCAAUCUACCGCUUGCUCCAAAGCACUGGCGGAUCCGAAGGCUUCCGCAACGUGGUCGAUACCGACCUGCCCAAGUCGCUCAAGCUCAUCUUCACGAACGCUGACAAGUUCGGUAUGCGCAACUUUAGCCUUGCGAUCAACAUCAUGUCGACUAUUGUGCACAACGAGCCUACGUCGCUCGCGAUCCUUCAGGAGAUGCAGCUUCCGCAGACGCUUUUCGACGUUCUCGAGAAGCAGAUGCCCGACACCUUCGAGGUCGUUUACACACUUCCGAACGCGAUUGGCGCCAUCUGUCUGAACGCAUCCGGUCUGCAGUCGACCCUUGACCACUUCUCGGUCGUGUCCAACAUGAUCAAGGUUGCCAUUGGCUGGACCGUCGACAGCGACGCUGGCGAGCGCGACCAGGUUGCCUCGAUCGGUGCCUCGCUCGAUGAGCUCGUCCGCCACCACCCCGGCCUUCGCCCCAAGGUCCUCGAGACGGUUGUGUCCGUCUUCAAGGACGCCAUCGCCGACGCCGAGCAGUUCAAGCCGCCCCUCGCCGAAGUCAACGAGUACACAGCCGAGCCGGCGCCUGCCUCCGAGGAGACCGCGAUGGAGGUCGAGAGCCCCAAGUCGGAGAAGGCCGACAAGACCGAGGCUUCCAAGGACAAAGUCAUCUCGAACCCGCCGCUGUCAAAGCUCACCAACAUUCUUAAGCUGCUGACCGGCCUGCUCCGCAAUGCCGCGAUGUGCCGCGCGUUCGUGAACGAGGAGAACGGUCUCGACAUGAUUCUGAACCUCGCCAGCCUACCGUGCAUUCCCGUCCGCUUCUCGCUGACCGAGGCGGCUGUCGCAAUCCCCGGCGUCUUACGCGUGAUUGGCGAUCACAACCCUGUCAAGCUGACCGAGCGCAUGACGAACGCCGUCAAGGACGAGCUCGAGGCGCUUCCUCAGCUUUGGAAGGACAGCGACGCCCAUUCCAACUGGGCCGCGCUUACCAAGGAGGAUGGCACGCCCGAAGACCAUCUGCUGCUCCGCCGUGCGGCCGGCCUCGCUAUGCGCCUCUCGUUCCUGUCUGAGUAUCUCAGCAUGAACUUCGGCUCCAAGCGCGAGGCUACCGACCUCAUCAAGCUCCUCGGCGUCACCUCCGGCUCACCGCUUAUGAACAACCUCGGCCAGCUUCACCGCAUUGCGUUCCAGGAGCACGUCAUCCUGAAGGACGUUGUUGCGGCGCAGAACCCACCGUCGGAGCCUACCACGCCCGCCACUACCGACGCUCCCGCUCAGAGCGCCGAGGGUUCAGCAGCUGCAGCUGCCGGAGAGGGCGAGGCCACCACCUCUGGCGAGACUACCGUCACGACCACCGGGGACAGGAGCGAGAGCCAGGUCAUCGAGAUCGGCCGCGACGUUUCCGACCUCUCGAACAAGCCGCCGACGCGCGCCCAGACCGUCAAGACGAUCGCUACGCGCAUGCACGCCAUUCUGACCAAGUUCUUCAAGGCGUCGAUCCGUCUGAUCUUCAACAAGCGUAUUCCCGACGCCUCGCACAAGCCUGAGGCUGACGCUCUCGGAGAGUGCAUCGCGUCGAUCAUCAUCGGCCACCUGCAGUCCUCGGCGCAGGUGCCCAGUAAGGCUUUUGCGAUCGACACUGUUGCCCUUGGCCUCGCCGCGAUCCUUCUCUUCGACGAGCGUGGCGUCGAGGGCUCGAUGCAGACUACCCUCUUCAUCCCGUUCGAGAAGCAGGGUGGCGUCAACGUCAUCCUUGACACCGUCGGCCGAAUUCUCUACCACCUUGACAAGAUCACAAUCAUUCCCCAGGCCGACCGCACGAAGGAGCAGGCCGAGGAGUGGAAGACCAACGUCGCUGGUGCGCGUAUCGCGACCUCCAUCCUCGAGGCUCUCAGCUCGUAUCGUGCGCUUGUCAACGCCGCGCAGACGACCGUCAUUCAGGAGCGUGAGGCGGUCCUGCCCCCAGAGAAGCGCUUCCAGCCGCACGCCACCCACCUCCGUAUCGAGUGCGCCGUGCUGCCCACCGCAUUCAAGCUCUGGAACUCAAACUGGCUCCCGCACAUGGACCAGGACAUCAUCAGCGUCGCCAAUUGCAUGGUUGUCGGCAUGAUGAACAACCGUAUCGAGAAGCCCCCCGAUCUUAUGGAACCGGCUCUUUCCUCUAGUGACGACGAGGAGCCGCCUGUACCCCAGCCCCUGCGCCCGCAGGUCACUGCCGACCCCGCUCGCGUUACCCAGCUGACCGAGAUGGGCUUUGGCCGUGGCGCAGCGCAGCGCGCGCUCGUCCGCACCCGUAACAAUGUUGGAGCUGCCGCCGACCUGCUCCUCAGCAUGCCGCAUCUGUUCCCCAACGACGACCCGGGAACCGAUGACACCCCCGCCCCAGCUGAGAACGCCCAGGCGACUCCUGCUGCCACCGAGGGUGCUGCUACCGAGGGAGGUGCCACCGCCGACGGUGCUCAAAGCACCACGGCUGAGGGUAGUACUUCGACUGCUACCGAGACUCCCGCUGAGGCCGGUCCUUCCUCCGAGGAGCAGAAGCCUGAAGACAAGAAGGACGAUAAGAACAGCAAGGACGACAAGAAGGACGACAAGGAAGAGAGCAUGGAGGUCGACAAGCCUGAUCUACCCAGUCCUGAAACUGUCUUCGAGCAGGCGCGAGAGCAGCUGUUCGAGCUCCGUGAGAAGUACAAACCUGGCAUGCCCGAGCGCGCAAUCGAGAUCAUCGACCAGACGCAGAGCGCCAUUCCCGACCUCCUUGGUGCCUUCGACUUCACGCCCGAGGGAGCCGAGUACAUCCUGAAGCGCAUUCAGGAGGCUGCGACACAGCAGCCGAUCGACGACAAGAUCCUCUCGGCUCGUCUCCGCCUCCUCGCUGUCUUCAUCGACAGCCAGACCACCGCUAGCGGCGGCACGCAGAUCGAGCUCACCGAGGAGCAGGCCAAGUCCGCUAUGCAGAUCCUCACCUCGAUCCCGAUUGACAUGGAGAAGCGUCCUACCUGGCUUUCGGAGUACCUUCUCGCCGUGGAGGCUGUCUUCCAGAUGGGCUGGACCAUCACGCCUACCUCUAUCGGCGACGAUGCCGUCUCGAACGUCGUCACUGAGGUUGACUUUGGAGAUGCUUACCAGAAGCUCCAAAAGCUCUCCCUGGACAUGCUCAAGGCUGAGGACAUUUCGCGUCCCGACAUGAUGUCCGCCAUGCGCAUGCUCGUCAUUCUCACUCGUCGCACACCGUCCAUCUGUACCCCCGACGUCAUGAAGACCAUCCUCGGCGCCUUCAAGACGUCGACUUCCCACGCCGUCGGCUCAUUCGCGCUCCUCGCCAUCGUCGCCCGUCACUCCUUUGAGAAGGACGCACUCAAGGAGACGAUCGACCGCGAGGUCGGCUCCUUCUGGAUAGCACCCUUCGGGCCGGGCAACCAGCGCAACGGAACUGAGCUUGACUUCAUGAUCCGCCAGCUGCGUCAGGUCGCGUACCGUGACCCCACGCUGUUCGUUGACGCAGUUCAAGAGCAGUUCAAUCUUGUUAACACCAAGCCGCACCGUCGCGGACUGGACAUCAACUCGAAGGUCUCCUUCCGUAUCAUGCGCAAGGAGAAGCCUGCGGACGAGAAGAAGGACGAGAAGGAGUCUGCUGAGCAAAACCAGGGCCAGACCCAGGCCCAGGGCCAGACCGACCCCUUCACCAAGACGAACUUUGACUCGUUUGAGAACCAGCCCAUCAUGGACAUGCUCGUCUCGGAGCUUGGCACUACGCUGCGUUCCAUCCAGCAGGAGGAGGCGAACAAGCGCAACGGUACCGACUACACCCCCGCCUGCGCCGAGCUGUACUCAUACGCUCUGCUGCUCAUGUCGGUUAUGACCGAGCUGGUCGGCUCGUACAUCUCAGCCAAGAAGGCGUUCAUGGCCGCUGUACGCAAGCACAUGCUCUACGGCGUCGGCAAAGGCAAGUCUGGCCUUGGAGCCAUCCUCACCGACGUUGUUUCGUGCGUCUCGCUGUCCGACGUGCACAACAAGGCAGCUGGUGCCGCCAAUCCCGCCUCGCAGCGCCGCUUGACCAUGUCGAGCUGGGCUAUCUCGCUCAUUGUCGCCCUCUGCUCCAACCUCGGCAUCACCCCGGACAUCAAGGAGAUCCCCGAGGACCUCGUCACCGUCCGCAAGGCGGUCCUCGACGGCAUCUCCAAGGCGCUCAAGGACUGUGCCUCGCCCUCGCUCGACCUUGGCUCUCGCUACGGCCGUCUCUGGGCUCUUGGCGAGCUGAUCUACCGUCUGCUCACUGCCCGUCCGACUAUCGUCCCUAAGAUGGGCCAACCCGCGGACGACUCGGGCCUGCACCUCGCCAAAACGAUGCUCGAGAAGAACUUUGUUAGCACGAUGACCUCGGCCGUCUCGGAGGUAGACCUCAACUAUCCUGACGUUCGCAACGUGCUGCUGUCCCUGCUCAAGGCGCUUGAGUACCUCACCAAGAUCUCGAACAAGUGGGGCAAGAGCGACAACAACAAGGGCGGCGAGUCGGAACACCCCGAGGAGAGCGAAGAGGACUCCGAGUCUACCAGCGACGACUCGGAGAUGGACAUGAGUGACGAGGACGAGGGCACCCCUGACCUCUACCGCAAUUCCGCUCUUGGCAUCAUCGGCGGUGACAUCGACGUCGACGACGAGGACGACGACAUGGACGGAACUGAUGACGAGGACGAGGACGACCUGGCGUUCGAUGAGAUGGAGCACGACAUGGACGAUGAUGAGGGCACCGAGCCUUCGGACGACUCCGAAGACGACGUGGAGGAGGAUGAGGAUAUGGAGGGAGAAUGGGAUGAGGAGGACGGCGAGGAGGACCAGGGCAUCGAGGUCGGUGCCGAACUCGAUGAUAUGGUUGAGACUGAAAUCCCAUGGGAGGAGGAUGACAUGGGCGAGGAGGAGGACGUCGAGGAGUAUGACUCCGAGGAUGAAGAUCAGUUCGAUGAGAACGAUAUCGGCAUGGAGUUCGAUAUGGACGAGGAGGACGAAGAGCUCGCCGGAUUCGACGAGGACGGAUAUGAUGCCCUCGACGCGAUGGACGGCAUCGGCCCCUCGCACAUGGAUCUUGGUGAGCCCUCCGGCGCCUGGGGAUGGCAGGACCCUGCUGCUCGUCCCGGCGCUCGCAGGGGCGUCAUGGACAUGGACCGCGCGCCGACGUCCCUCUUCGGCUUCUCCCGCCGCGAGCCCGUUAACGUCAACCGCCACCCGCUGCUCUACACCAACUCGUCCCGUACUAUGGGCGAUCCGGUCCGCAGCAACGCCAACCCCUUCGGUGCUCUGUCCAGCCUCAGCGACCUCAUCAGCAGCAUCGAGGGUCUCGGUGGCCCUCAGGCUGUCCAGUUCCUGGAGAGCGUUGUACACCAGAGCCGACACUCUGGUGCUGACACCAUCCGCGUCGACCUCGCUCACCGCAGCGACGGCGGCUUUGGUCUGUCCAUCGGUGGUCGCUCUAUCAGCGUGGCCCCGCCGUCGCGUACUCUUCCGUCUACGCCCGAAGAGGUGCAGCGCGAGUACCGCCCCGCUCCCACCCUCCCUCGUUGGAUGGACGAGCUCGGUGUCUUCCCGCACGACACCCCCGAGCUCCAGGAGCGCAUUUUCACCCACAUCGUCAACCGUCUCAUGCCUGCCGCCCUUCGGGCUGCGGCCGAGGAGGAGGAGCGCAAGGAGAAGGCGGAGCAGGAGGCUGAAGAGGCCGCCGCCAAGAAGCGCGAGGAGGAGGCCGCUCACGCCGCCGCUAUUGCGCUUCCCGAAUCGCGCCCCGAGUCCAGGCCCGAGACCGCCCUCAGCGACGCCGCUGCCGAGGAGGACGUCGACAUGAUGUCUCAUGACGAUGAGUCUGGUGAUGAGGAGGAGGAUGAAGACGAAGACAUCGAGGAUGAUGGUCGCGAGCGAGUGACUAUCAACAUCCACGGUGAGGAAGUCGACAUCACCGAUACUGGUAUCGAUCUUGAGUUCCUGGAGGCUCUGCCCGAGGACAUGCGUGCCGAUGUCGUCGAGCAGCAUCUGCGCGAGCAGAACCGCCUGAUGCGCCCGCCCGCGUCUGACGUUCCCGCCGGCUCGUCGCAGAUCAACCCCGAAUUCCUCAACGCUCUGCCGCCCGAGAUCCGUGCUGAGGUCGUCAUGCAGGAGGCUAUGGAGCAGGAGCGCGCCCGCCGCACUACCCAGCCCGAGCCCGAGCCUGCUGCGCCUGUCAUUGAACCGCCCCUCCAGCGAGGAGAAGCUGCUCUUCGUGAGCUGCUCGCCGGCACUACGGAUGCCCUGUUCUUCGGCCCGGACGGCGUUCCCCGAAACCGUGAGCUCGGCGGCCCGCCUGGUCUCAAGAUCUUCCCGCUCAAGAUGGGCCACGAGCCGAAGCCGAAGCGCGACGCCAUUCAGCUUCUCGACAAGGCUGGCAUUGCCUCGCUUGUUCGUUUGCUCUUCGUCCCCGAGGCGAUCAGAAAGGGAUACCUUAUUAAGACGCUUGUUCACCUCUGCGAGAACUCAAAGACCCGCACCGACUUGCUCAACGUCUUGCUGUCUAUUGUCCAGGACGGCACCGGUGAUCUGCCCGCCGUCGACAAGAGCUUCCAGCAGAUGUCGCUCAAGGGUCUCGCCACACCUCAGAACAAGGCCACGCCGAAGGGCAAGGUCAUGGAGACGCCCGCGUCGCAGAUCACUAGCGGUCUCUUCGCUCACCUGCAGUCGGACCACAUCCCGACCUUCAUCGCGCAGCGCUGCUUCGAGGCGCUCUCCUACAUCGUCAAUGCCAACCAGCAGGCCGUCAUGUACUUCCUCACGGAGCAUGAGCAGCCUGUUGGCCUGAAGAAGCCGGCGUCGAAGAAGGGCAAGGGCAAGGAGAAGUACCUGCCCCAGACCAAGUUCCCGAUCGUCAUUCUCAUCGGCCUGCUCGACCGCCCCAACCUGCUCAAGGCGCCCGGCAUGAUGGACUCGCUCACCAGCCUGCUCGCCGCCGUCACCAAGCCUCUCGCCCAGCUGCCCCAGCAGGAGAAGGAGGCUCAGGAGGCUGCCAAGGAGGGCGAGAAGAAGGAUGCCGCGCCAACUGCCGGUGCCAUCACUGCCCCUCCCGCCGCACAGCCCGUUGCAGGUGCCGGGGCUGGUGCCGCCACCACCUCUGGCACUGCUGUGGAGAAGGCGGGCGAGAGCUCCAAGCCGGCUCCUUCGACUAAGCAGAUCCUCAAGGCUCCUGUCAUUCCCGCCCCCGUGCUCCGCCUUGUCGUCAACUGCCUCACUAUCGGUGACUGUUCGAGCAAGACCUUCCGCGAGACCCUCUCAGCCCUGCAGAACCUGUCGUACAUUCCCGACGCCAAGCCUGUGCUUGUCCAGGAGCUCUGCGCUCGUUCUCAGCAGCUCGGCGGUGUCAUUAAGGGGGAGCUCAAGGAGCUCGCCACCAUGCUCGCCGACAAGGACCACGAGGUAUCGGGUGACAUGCUCACCACGUUCUCGCCUGCUGGUUCGAGCCAGGCGCAGCUUCUGCGUCUGCUCAAGACCAUCGACUACCUCCACUCUCAUCCCCACGGUCGCAAGCCGGAGACGGAGAAGGAGCAGACGGAGGACGAGAAGGCCGCUCGUGACAUCUACAACUCGUUCGACUUCACUCAGAUGUGGAAGCAGCUCAGCGACUGUCUCACCCUCGCCGAGGAGCGCGAGAGCACCGACCAGAUCGCUGCCGUUCUUCUCCCUCUCGUCGAGGCCCUCAUGGUCGUCUGCAAGUACACGCGUACUCCCCAGACCGACGCCGUCGCCUCGCCGACAAGCCCCAAGUCUCCAUCGUCCGACAUCACCCAGUCGACCGACCUCUUCAUCUCGUUCACCACCACGCACCGCAAGGUUCUGAACGCUAUCGUCCGUCACAACCCAGCGCUUAUGAGCGGUUCUUUCAGCCUUCUCAUUGCCAACCCGAAGGUUCUCGAGUUCGACAACAAGCGCAACUGGUUCUUCCAGAAGCUGCGCCGGAAGCGCGAGGCGCUCAACUACGGCACGCUCCACCUCAAUGUGCGCCGCCAGUAUGUCUUCCAGGACUCGUACUCCGCUCUGCUGCACCGCUCGGGCGACGAGGUCAAGUAUGGCAAGAUCAACAUCAAGUUCAUCAACGAAGACGGAAUCGACGCCGGCGGUGUCACUCGCGAGUGGUUCCACGUCCUCGCUACGCAGAUCUUCGACCCGAAUUUCGCCUUGUUCGAGCCGUGCGCUGCCGACAAGCAGACGUACCAGCCGAACAAGCACUCGAGCGUUGUUGACGACCACUUGUCGUUCUUCAAGUUCGUUGGACGUGUCAUCGGUAAGGCCAUCUACGACGGCCGCCUCCUCGACGCCUACUUCUCGCGUGCCUUCUACAAGCAAAUCCUUGGCCGUGACGUCGACAUGCGUGACCUCGAGUCUAUUGACCCUGAGUACCACAAGUCGCUGCAGUGGAUUCUGGACAACGACAUCACGGACGUCAUCGACCAGGAGUUCACGAUUGAGGACGACUCGUUCGGCGAGACGAAGAUUGUCGAGCUCAAGGAGGGUGGCGCCAAGAUUCCCGUCACGGAGGAAAACAAGGCCGAGUACGUGCGGUUGGUGUGCGCGUACCGCCUGGAGAACUCGAUCCGAGACCAGAUGAAGGCGUUCCUGACUGGCUUCUACGACAUCAUCCCGCAGAGCCUGAUCCAGAUCUUCGAGCCGGAUCAGCUCGAGCUUCUCAUCUCGGGCAUGACGACGAUCGAUGUCGAUGAGCUCAAGAACUCGACGCAGAUGGCGGGCUGGAAGGGCUCGGACCCCGAGAUCUCGUGGUUCUGGCGCGCACUCCGCAGCUUCUCACAGGAGGAGCGCUCGCGCUUCCUCAUGUUCGUCACUAGCAGUAGUCGAGUGCCCCUCGGCGGCUUCUCGCAGCUGCAGGGCGCGAGCGGCACGCAACCGUUCCAGAUCCAGAAGCUCUACGGCAAGGAGGGCAUCCUGCCGCAGGCGUCAACGUGCUUCAACCUCCUCCUCCUGCCCAAGUACGCGUCGUACGAGCAGCUGCGCGAGCGUCUCCUGUUCGCCAUCACGGAGACGAGCGGCUUCGGCAAGGCGUAA